This is a messenger RNA of Ochotona curzoniae (black-lipped pika), 655 nucleotides long. It is a transcript of the gene ATP5PD, whose product is annotated as ATP synthase peripheral stalk subunit d. The record is from RefSeq and is a predicted model, not a curated record. The transcript is spliced from 6 exons. NCBI's taxonomy places the organism in Eukaryota, Metazoa, Chordata, Mammalia, Lagomorpha, Ochotonidae. Gene Ontology annotation, molecular function: proton transmembrane transporter activity. Gene Ontology annotation, biological process: proton motive force-driven ATP synthesis. Bases 109 to 594 code for a protein of 161 amino acids.
AGCCCGCCUCCGGGGCUUUGCUAUUGGCCGAGGGGAGGCCUUCCGGUGCUCCCCUUCCGUCGCUGGCUGCGGUGGACUCGAGUGUCCGGGGUCGGUGAAGGAUCCAAGAUGGCCGGGCGCAAGCUUGCUCUAAAAGCCAUAGACUGGGUAGCUUUUGGGGAGAUCAUACCCCGAAACCAGAAGGCUAUCGCUAACUCCCUGAAGUCCUGGAAUGAGAGCCUCAGCUCCAGGUUGGCCACUCUUCCCGAGAACCCGCCAGCCAUCGACUGGGCCUACUACAAGGCCAACGUGGCCAAGGCGGGCUUGGUGGACGACUUUGAGAAGAAGUUCAGCGCCCUGAAGGUUCCCAUGCCCGAGGACAAAUACACCGCGCAGGUGGACGCGGAGGAGAAGGAAGACGUGCGAAGCUGUGCGGAGUUCGUGUCUCUCUCCAAGGCCAGGAUUGCGGAGUAUGAAAAACAGCUGGAGAAGAUGAGGAACAUUAUCCCCUUCGACCAGAUGACCAUCGAGGACUUGAACGAAGCCUUCCCAGAAACCAAGUUAGACAAGAAGAAGUAUCCGUACUGGCCCCACCAGCCGAUCGAGAACUUGUAAGCCCGAGUCGGAGCGAGCUCUGCACAGUGUGCAGUCGAAUAAAGCGUACUCAGUGUGCUGU